UCUCCCCUCAUUUUUUUGAGGAACCCUUACGCUCGGACGCUCGGACGCUCUCGGGAACUCCGAAAUCUGUCGGUUUUCGCUCAAUGACGCGGCAAUGGCUGAUCCUGGCGGCUGCGAUGGCCGGAAUGGCUUCCGGAAUGGCCUCCGGGGACGAUUGUUUUCUCCUUACUGUGGCAGCAAAGUAUGGACACAGCCACGAUGUGGAGGACCUGCUGAGCCAGGGAGUGGACGUUGACUGCGGAGAUGGCUGGACGCCUCUGCAGUUUGCCGUCUCGGAAGAUCACGCGGACACCGCUGAGAUACUGCUGCAGCACGGAGCAAAGGUCGAUGUCAAGCCCGAGGAUACUGGCCAAACGUGUCUGCAUUGGGCUGCCUACGAUGGCUACUUGGAGGUGGCCAAGGUGUUGAUUGAACACGGAGCAAGUGUUGAUGCCAAGGACGAUGAUGGCUGGGCACCUCUGCCUCAUGCUUGCGUCAAGGGCCACGUGGACGUGGCGGAACUGUUGAUCUCAGAAGGAGCAAGUGUCAAUCUCAAGGACCAUGAUGCCAACGUACCCCUGCAUUGGGCAGCUUACUACGGAGAGGUGCCGGUGGUGAAGCUGUUGUUCUCACAUGGAGCAAAAGUUGAUGCCACGGACAAUGAUGGCUUUACGCCACUGCAUGAUGCUGCGAUGAGCGGCUUCCAUCUGUCGACGGUGAAGCUGUUGAUCUCCCACGGAGCAGAUGUCAAUGCCAAGGACUCUCAGGGCAGCACGCCUCUGCAUUGGGCUGCAGCUGACGGCCACCUGGGGACGGCGAAGCUGUUGAUCUCGCACGGAGCAGAUAUCAAUCUCAUGGACGAUCAUGGCUGGACGCCUCUGCAUGAUGCUUGCAUUGAUGGCCGCGUAGAGGUGGCCAAGGCAUUGCUCUCAAAAGGAGCAAAUGUCAAUGUCAGGGACCAUGACGGCAAAACACCUCUGGAUAUUGCUGAAAUGAACGGCCGCUUUGAGAUGGCGAAGCUGUUGAUGUCAAAAGGUGGGAUGAAGUUGGCGCAGACCAAUGUGACGGAUGUUGACAAAGUCUGAGCCAAAGUGGCCAUGGCACAGCGUUUGUUUUCAAGCCGCUAGGCCAGAAAUCUCUGUAAACAGCUCCAUUGGACGGGGGCAAAGUCCUUCGCAGUUAGGCACAGAAGAUGUUGGAUGGGCCAGGAUGAAGAUCCAUUUGCCAGCAAUUUUGAUGUGACCAAGUUACCCGGCUGUUGACUCGUCGGCCAAACUAGG
This is a messenger RNA of Cladocopium goreaui, 1259 nucleotides long. The record is from the annotation of a GenBank genome assembly. NCBI's taxonomy places the organism in Eukaryota, Dinophyceae, Suessiales, Symbiodiniaceae.